Messenger RNA from Epinephelus fuscoguttatus (brown-marbled grouper), 2363 nucleotides. RefSeq names its product coiled-coil-helix-coiled-coil-helix domain-containing protein 5. The record is from RefSeq and is a predicted model, not a curated record. Lineage: Eukaryota; Metazoa; Chordata; Actinopteri; Perciformes; Serranidae. The transcript has 3 exons. The coding region runs from base 114 to 470 and encodes 118 amino acids.
GAAAGGUGUGUACGGUGUAGUUACCGCACAAACAUGGCUCCACAUGCUGAAGUACUGGUGCUAUAACCUUGAUUCAUCAGCUUCUUCGUUAGACACAAGCCUAAAAGAGCAACAUGCAGGCUGCUAUGGACAUCACGGCAAAGUAUUGCCACAAAGAAAUGGAGGCUUAUGGAUCAUGUGUGGCCUCCAACCCAUCAACAUGGCAGCAAACGUGUCAUGAACUGAAGAUGAAGGUUGCACAGUGCACAUCAUCACAUCCAGUGAUCCAGAAGAUAAGACAGGGCUGUUCCUCAGAGUUUACAGAGUUUGAACGCUGCCUUAGAGAAAACCAGAACAAUCCUACCUCCUGCUCACCACACGUGGCCCGCUUUCUGGGCUGUGCAGAGACAGUGGACCUCAGUGGAGUGGGUAAGUCCUUGCUGGAAUUGGCCAUGUACAAGUCAAGGUCACAUAUAAACAGUUAUGAAUAGAAGUGAUUAAAACAUAACAGAGAGGAAUAUGCAAAUUAUUAUUGCCUUCUCACUUGUCUCUUGUGCAUGCUGGUUAUUCAGACUUGCAGUAUAACAAGACAACAAGACCUGUGUUUUCAUGUCUGCAACAUAAGACUAAUGCUGCACCAUCUUUGAGAUGUAUUAAUGAAAUAACUAACAUGCUAAUAAAUUUCUUUUCCCCAUCCACAGAUGCAGUACCUCAGCCAUCGUAGCACUCAUCUUCCAUCACCUUCAGCUUACUCCUGUCUCCACAGCAGCACAAAUGAACUGAUUUCACAUGUAUCCCAGCCACUUUACUCUGUGUAUAGUGACUGACAGGAUAUGUUUUCGUCUGUAUGACUUAAAGCUGGGCUAGGCAGUCUUAUUUUGGUGUCACUGAGCAAAAAUCCUGUAAUGAAUUUGGAGCAUAUUGUAAUUCAGGUGGACUGAGAGAAAACUAGACCUCUGCAUCCCCUCUUGGCUCUGUGCAUGCACAUCCCUUCAGUGAAAGCCUGAUUCAAUGGCAAAGAGUCCUGCAGAGAAAGUUUCUUUUCCAGCAUUGGCAACAACACUGCAAAGCAACCCAAAAAACAAAGACAGAGUUAUCAAAGAGAGUCUGCCAGUAAACAAAAUAAACACGUGUUAUAUCGGUGAAGUGUUUUCAGAGACUGAGAGAAAACGUUGCUAAUAGUUUAGCUUUCUGUUAACAGGGGCCAAAGGCUCACAACUGUGGCUUCGCAAUCAUGUGUGUGUUGCUAAUAUUAGUAUGCUAAAGCCUCCAAUCACAGUGUGCCCUCUGCAUCACUCCCUGUUGCUACAGACCACCUCACCUGUAGGAGAGCUGGCAGCAGCUCUGGAUACGGACCCUCAGUCAGCGGCCACAGCAACUUGAAACCUACCAGUGCAAACCCCAGCUUCAGGGGACCAGACAACCACGACCUCCUGCUGGAUCAGCAAACUUUCUGUGGCUUCCAUUACACAGGUUGGACCCAGUGCUGCCGCUGGCCACCAGCCCGCUGUGACAGCCGGCACCGGGAAGUUUGCACUGGCUGAAAUUCUGCUGCUACAGCUGCUGACUGAAGGUCUGUCUCCCAAGCUUCUGCCAUCUGUCCUUGUGAAGCAGUCCACAGCUGCAGUGAGCGAGGCGGAGGCACUGUGAGGAAGCUAGCUAGCUAAUUCUUAUCUCGUUUGUGGGUAGAGUUGGGCAAGGAGCAAACAAAUUACAAUGAAAUAUGAUUAAAUAAAUCACUAUCAAAAACACUGUGAUACUGUAUAAGGUGCGUGAAUAUGCCUGUGACUGUCUGGUGGGAGGAGAUUAGGACAGAGAGGGAGGAGCUGCAGGAGGAGGGUCUACUUUAAAAUACUGCCAAGUUUCUUUGCCUUUUCUGGAUUUCUGCCUGCCCCGGCCUUUAUCUGACUAUUUGUCUUUCUUAAACAAAAAUACAGAUGAAUGCAAUGGCACUGUGAAUUAGACAGUUUGUGUAGAAUAUUUAAUGACUGCAUCAUUUUUCUUCUUGUACUCUUCAUGUGAAAAUAACAUUUAUACUUGCCUGUAUGCAGGAAGUCUGUUUUUUACAGAUUUUUAAUGAACCAUCUCAUUAAAAUUGACAUCAGACUUGUAUUACUCAUCCGGUGCAUUCAUCUUCCGUUGUUUUGUGUUACUGAUGUCGGCCCCUCCUCCCUCUUGCCCUCCUCAGGUCUGAGUCAGAGUCAAAUAUUAAACUGGAAUGUAUCGCUCCCACACUAACUCUCCUGGCUACUCAGUGACUGAGAAAUAGGGAGUCUGGGAAGAAAGGAGAAGGAGGAGGCUGUCCACUUCUAAUCAGCGGGACUACUGAGAAAGACAGAGGGAGGAUGUUGAGUUAUGAGGCCUGUGACCACUAAGCAGAACAG